AUGCGAAGCCUGUCUCUGUUCAGGUCUUCGUGCGCUUGUAUCCCUCAGUCCUCAGAAUUCACUAUCACUGCUUGCGCUGUUGAUCUUGACGAGAAAGUGCUCUAUGUCGUAGCCGAGGGGCCUUCCGUUAUUGAGGUCUGGAAGUGUGCAGACGAAGGAGAUGAUCCUCAACGAAUAGCAACCUAUGCAGUCCCCGCAUCGGUCUCAACCAAUCCGUGGUCUACCAAACCCGGUUAUAGCUCUGUCGUUGCGGAAGUCCUGAGCCUUCGAGUCUUGCCUGACACCCAUACUCUGGCAUUCAUUACCCGGUCAGGAGACAUCAUAACUCUUCCACUGGAUGAGGAGGACGCUCAGGUUCGUCCUGACGUCGUUGGCACUGUCGAAUCCGGCAUUCUUUCGUCGACAUGGAGUCCAGACGAUGCACUACUCGUGCUCGUAACAGGCGAUGAAAAAUUAAUUUUGAUGACCUCAACAUUCGACGUCCUCAACGAGGGACCGCUACAUCCAAAGGAGUUCGGGGAAGACGCUCCGAUCGCUGUUGGCUGGGGCGCAAAGCACACCCAGUUCCACGGCUCUCUCGGAAAGAUCGCUGCCCAAGCUGCCCUCGAUCUGGCUGCUGUGGGAUCCAGCCCUGAUGACGAUGGAACCCCCCGCGUCAGCUGGCGUGGAGACGGCGCAGUCUUCACCGUAUCCGCAGUUCUCCCAGAGACAACUCGACCACGCCGCGUCCUGCGGGUCUACUCACGCGAGGGUGUGCUCUCGAAUACCGGCGAGCCCGUCGCAGGGCUCGAGCAUACGCUCGCAUGGCGGCCGUCAGGCAAUUUGAUCGCGAGCACACAACGCUUCGGCGCUGCAGACGGGCUUGGCAAAGGACGCGAAGGCCGGCAUGACGUCGUGUUCUUCGAGCGCAACGGGCUACGGCAUGGUGAGUUUGGCUUGCGGGAAUGGAAGGACGCGACGGCGCAGCCCGCAGCUGGGAGUACGAAGCCCUGGGGUUACAGAGUGAAGGAGGUCGCUUGGAGCGCUGACUCGAAUGUUUUGAGCGUGUGGAUUGAGAACGAGACGAGGGACAUCGUGCAGCUUUGGACAACUGGAAACUACCAUUGGUAUCUGAAGCAGGAGAUCGUCGCACCUAACACUCCUUCAGGGGACCCGGGCCGCUUCACCACUGUCAACUGGCACCCUGAAGAUCCCUUCAAGCUCAUUCUCACGACGCCCGCUAUAAUCAUCCACCGUACGUAUGCCUGGGAGACGUACAGAUCUCGCACUAGGGCGCCUGUGGAUACGGGAUCAGUCGCCGUAUUUGACGGAGAAAGUAUCCUACUUACCCCAUUCCGCACCCAAAAUGUGCCGCCUCCAAUGGCUUCCCAUAUAUUCACGUUACCCUCUUCAUCUACGCCCACGUCCGAAGUCAAAGUCGCUCGCAACGGGGUACCAAUCCAUGCCUCGUUCUCUCCCUCCCGUGACCUUCUUGCCGUGCUGCAGGAAUCAGGUUAUAUCCAGCUGUUUGACUUGCACACACGUAUUGGCCCAGGUCGAGGGAAAGUCAUGGAACCCACCAUCGUCUGGGAAGGAUCCGCUGCCGUCGAAGCAGACCUAUCUUCAGCGACUCCACAAAGUCACCGCCAGAUAGCUGUCUUGCAGAAGGGUGGAGACGAUGGUGCCGAGUCGGAUACUGUCCUUCUUGCUGUGCUUGCAUCUCGCUUGCAAGAAGAUGCACAUGACGUGAUCUGCGUCGUCCUCCUAAAUGCGGAUGGAGUCGUUGGAAAGUACCGAAUGGUCAUGCCUAGUAGCAACGGGAGAUUGCUUGCAGCGGAUCAGGACAUCGUAUGGCAAGCCUUUGACGGUCAGAUUUCCGUUGUCGAACAAGAGUCGCGUGAACUGUUGCCUCGGGCUCAGUUACCCGAGUUCUGCUUUACAGCCGAGAUAUUCAGCAUCAAUAAUCACAAGAGUCACGCUGCAGAUGCGUCACAGGUGCUUUAUGCUGGACUCUCAUUCGGCGGAAAACUACACGUUACCAUGGAGGGCGGGGUCUCCCGUACAAUAGCAAACAAUGUCACAUCAUUCACCAUAGCCUCCAACUUCCUCAUUUUCACAACAUCGGCGCACGUCUCUCAUUAUGCACCCCUUCGCACACUCGCGGAAUACUUUAACAUGCCAUCUUCCGACGUUCCGGAGGCUCCUCUUCCGGAAUGGGAGACGCGACGGGUCGAGAGAGGGUCUCGAAUAGUCACGGUGGUGCCCAGUGCAAUGAAUCUCGUGCUACAAAUGCCGCGCGGAAACCUGGAGACCAUCAAUCCGAGGCCUCUCGUUAUGGAGAUUGUUCGACAAGACGUCGACAAGGGGGAUUACAACAAAGCGUUCCUUGCAUGCCGGAAACACCGGAUCGAUCUCAAUGUGCUUGUGGAGCACAAUCCGACUGUCUUCAAGAAUCGGCUAGAAGCUUUCGUCAACCAAGUAAAUGACGUGGAUUACAUCAAUAUCUUCUUAACCAGCCUCGGACAAGGCUCUCUUCCUGCAGAGCUCGUUGCGGAAUUGUGCGAUGGGAUUCGCGCGGUGCUGGAGACCAAAGACCUCAAGAAAUACAUCAACUCUAUUCUGACGGCGCAUGUUGUGAAGAAACGCCCUGAUCAUGAGGCUGGUCUUGCACUACUGUUGCGCUUACGAGACACUGAACCACAAUUGGUAGAAGAUGCUGUGAAGUACAUCAUCUUCCUCGUCGAUGCAGACAGGCUCUUCGACACAGCACUAGGAAUGUACGACUUCUCGUUGGUUCUCAUGAUCGCGCAGCAUGCCCAGAAGGAUCCUCGAGAAUAUCUACCAUUCCUUCGCGAGCUUCGAGCCCUAGAUCAAUACUACCAGAGGUUCCGUAUAGACGAUCAUCUCAAACGAUACGAGAAGGCACUGAGGAAUCUCAGCCAAGCUGGAGAAGAACGAUUUGAUGAAGCCAUGUUGUAUGUUGAGAAGCACAAGUUGUACGAUUAUGCCCUGGCGAUCUGGCAGGCAACGCACCGUUACCAGUCUGUCCUUGACAUUUACGGUGAUUGGCUCUUCGAGCGUAGGCAGUUCAGAGAGGCGGCGUUCGUGUUCCGCCAGGCUUACAAACCGCAGAAGUCCAUGGUCGCCCAUGAGAAGGCACUUGAUUGGCAAGAGCUAUUCGAAUUGGCAUUGCAGGAAAACACACCACCAGAUGACCUCGUUCGCAUGGCACAUCGAGUCGCAGAGGACCUAUCCUCGAGGAAGCGUUAUGUAGAGGCGGCACGAAUACUGCUGGACUAUACAGACGACGUAAGGGAAGCUAUCAAAGCGCUUGUAGAAGGCAGCCAGUUCUCGGAAGCACGCCGUAUUAUUGUUACGAACUCCAAAUUAUAUCUCCUAGAGGAUGUAGUCUAUCCAGGUGCACUAGAAUGCCGUGCUCUAAUCGCAGAAGAGCUGAACGAGAUGAGGGAGCAAUUACGGAAGCAGCGAACUCGUGUACGCGAACUACGCGUGCGAAAGGUUGAGGAACCAGAUGCCUUCUACGGGAUGGAAGACACCGACUUGCCCAACGUCGACGUCAUGACGGAUGUGUCCAUGGCACCAACAGCAUUCACUCGCUAUACUCAGGCUCCUUCUUCUAUGUCAAGAACGUCCUCCAAACGCAGUUCACGAUCAAAACGGAAGCUCGAACGGAAGGUCGGCUCUGGGAGGAAGGGCACAGUGGACGAAGAGGAGUACUUACUAAAGUCAUUAACGAAGCUUGUGGGGCGCUUCAACAACACUCAAGCCGACGCUGCAAAUCUGUUGCCACAUCUACUCCAGUUUACUGAGGAACAUCAAGUUGAAGGUCGCUCGCUGCAGGAGGAGCUAAAAGAUUUUGAGGCUGAAGUCAAGGCAGCAGUAGAAGAUAUCUGGACAAAAUCAUCCGCGGAAGGCCAAGAGAACACAGAACCGGCCGACAGCUGGGUUGUUAGGAUGCAGGAGUACGAAAAGCAGCGUCAGACCGACCCCCUGGACAAAGUCACGAAACCUGAGGUUAUAAAACAGCAGUGGACGUUGCGCCUGCCUGUGGAUACACCAUAAGGAUGAUGACAAAAGAAAUCUGUAUUGUUACAUGUGUUCUUCGCUACAGAUGAUUUGUAUCGAUACAUCCUCGAGUUUAGUGUGAUAUAUCUAGAAUAAGAGAGAAUUUACAGUUUC
This is a messenger RNA of Postia placenta MAD-698-R-SB12, 4179 nucleotides long. RefSeq lists its product as hypothetical. NCBI's taxonomy places the organism in Eukaryota, Fungi, Basidiomycota, Agaricomycetes, Polyporales, Adustoporiaceae. The record is from RefSeq and is a predicted model, not a curated record. Gene Ontology annotation, biological process: tRNA wobble base 5-methoxycarbonylmethyl-2-thiouridinylation. Gene Ontology annotation, molecular function: tRNA binding; protein binding. The coding region runs from base 1 to 4062 and encodes 1353 amino acids. The transcript has 23 exons. Gene Ontology annotation, cellular component: cytosol; elongator holoenzyme complex.